Prunus armeniaca (apricot) is the source of this 243-nucleotide messenger RNA. The record is from the annotation of a GenBank genome assembly. NCBI's taxonomy places the organism in Eukaryota, Viridiplantae, Streptophyta, Magnoliopsida, Rosales, Rosaceae.
AUGGCAAACCAAAGUGACAAAAGUUGUAAUAGUCCACUUAGUGGUGAUCUCACAUGCAGAUUACUAGAUACGACUAUGGAAAUGAGAGGAUUUACUCCAGGCCAGUCAAGUGGCCAUGGAAAUUCCUCACCUACUCAACAACUUGUUGUUCACCUUCCACUGGUGCACAUUCAAACUGCUGCUAUGGUAGAUCUUGUGAUUCAACUAACUAAUGGUAACAAUAAUCAGGCUCCACCAGUAUGA